CCCCCCCCGCCCCCGGCCCAAAUGCUGGCGACCGCCUGCGGCGCGCCGCCGUGCCCGUGCGCUCGGUCCCGUCUGCUCCCCUCGGCGAGCUUACGAAUAUGCUAUGGCAGUGGGCGCGUCCGCAGCACGAGGCGGAGAGCGCCGAGGAGAGCAGCUGUGGUGCGGUGCGGGCUGCUGCCCGUGGACCCGUGGGCGCCGACCAUGGACUCCCAGAGCGUGGCGUCGCAGCUCUUCGCCGUGUCGCUCUUCCCCUACCUGGGCUUCCUCUACUUCAUGACCAGGUCCAAGACCGCGCCCGGGCUCACGCUCUUCGGAUUCUACUUCCUCCUCGCCUUCGUCGGCGCCACCACAAAAGUUCAUUAUGGAACCUCUCUGUCUAAUGUCGACUGGCUGCAUGGGAGUGCAGAAUCGCUGCUUACUCUUACCAAUCUAUUCAUUGUUUUGGGGCUGAGAGGAGCGUUGAGGAAGCUGGAGGAAGAGGAUACGAAGGAGAGUAUUUCUGAAUCUUCUCAAGACAGUAAAGAAAAAAGCUCUGUCUAGACAAUUCUGUCAGUAUCCUGAAGGUGCAUCUAGUGAUGUAGGAGCGCAUAAAUUUCAUCUGCUCAACUAGCCAAUAAGGUUUAUGUACAGAAACCCUCGCAGAUUUUCUUUGUGCAUAUGCUGAUCCAGAACAUUGGAGCUACUGCAAUUUUUGAGUAGUUGCUGUUUCCACUGUGUAAUGAGCUAUGGUACUGCAAUUUCCA
Messenger RNA from Panicum hallii, 743 nucleotides. RefSeq lists its product as uncharacterized. The coding region runs from base 22 to 540 and encodes 172 amino acids. Lineage: Eukaryota; Viridiplantae; Streptophyta; Magnoliopsida; Poales; Poaceae. The transcript is spliced from 2 exons. The record is from RefSeq and is a predicted model, not a curated record.